AUGGGACACAAAGUAGAAUUACUACAGCAGAAAACCAUCGAGGGGGCAGAGGAUAAGACAGCCAGCGGUGUGGCCACAAGCAAAGACAGUCAUUGGUGUAGCGCACAAGCAAAGACAGCCAGCGGUGUGGUCCACAAGCAGACAGCCAGCGGUGUGGGCCAUCAAGCAAAGACACUCAUCGGUGUGGGCCACCAGAGGAUAAGAUGGGGAAACCCCGCAAACAGCUACUACGACUUGCCCUGUAGCCUGCAGGAUGCCGUGGCCGAUCCACAGUGGCACAAGUCUGCAUACGAUCCUGGACUCAAGGUGGAUAUGGUCUCUCACUUCCGGGACCCCAGGUUUUUCCUGUUGUUUGAUGCUGCGGGAUCUAUCGCAGGAGUCAGGUUUGGUUUCCAUAAACAAGACUUUCGUCGCUCUAUGGUUGGCUUACACGGUAAAAAAUAUAAUUACGUCUUUCCACGGAAAAUGUUCCGAACAGAGAAAUUGUGGAAAACAAAAACCUUUUAUACAACUGUCCUCUUUGACAAUCCUGAUGUUAUUAAGACUGGAGGCAGACCUUUCCUUAAUAAGAGUACAGACGGAAUAGUGACUUCUCUACACUACUGGGCAGAUUCCGCAUGGCACUCUGUGCCCAAGAGGGAGUGUGAUGUCACGGCUGAGCUGAAGGAACAAGGCUGUUACGAGAGCAUGGGAAAGCACUAUUUCUAUAAUACGGACAACUCAACUGAUUGCGCCCAGUGGCAGGGGUUCUUCACCACGUACGAUGAAGGGGUUCUCUCUGGGUUCGGACUCUGUGUGUUUGGCACCUACCUCUCACCGUUCUCCCACACGUUUUACGAGUAUCCGUCAUUUCCGGUUAUUAAAACAAUCCUGAGAUCAAGGCCGAACUGUGUGGAUGAGUGGCUGCCGCACACCGGCAUAACCUCGGUCCAUGUGUUCCUGAGGAAAGAUCCAGUUCAAGUUUUUUGUCCCCUGUCCGACUGGAGAACUGACCACUGUUCCGCCACCAGCUCUGAUGUUCAAGUUAUAAUCGUGUGAUACUGUUUAAUUAAAAUAUUGUUGUGACAUUUUCCAGAGAGUUUCGUAGAAAGAACCCUGUAAAACGGCAUUGCGUUCCGUCAGUAUACAAUUGCUUUAAACUUUGCGUGGUAGAGACCGUCUGGACAGAACCGGUGAGGAUAUCAAACACUCAGUCUUCGGCUAUCUCAGAUCGUGCUCCUAUCGUGUUGUACAAGCCCAGCUGAAAACUUUAUUACUCUUUACCCGAUAUUCCUACAAGUAUUCCUACUCAGGUUACAACUUGUUCUAUAAGCGUUCGAUAAGCAUUGAUAAAUUACUGUCAUCACUUCACUUGUUUCAUAAUAAGUUUUUGAUAAAAGCAUACAAUAUACUACUGUACUAUUUCUUUCCUUUCUAUCUGCCUACCUACUUACUCUGCUACACACUAUAGUAAUUAUGGUACAAUACGCAAUAAGAAUUUUAAUUAUCGUAACAGUUACUUGCACAAACUAAUACUAAUAAAUAAAUUAUUAAUAAGUCAUUUCCUUUUAG
This is a messenger RNA of Homalodisca vitripennis (glassy-winged sharpshooter), 1551 nucleotides long. RefSeq lists its product as uncharacterized. The record is from RefSeq and is a predicted model, not a curated record. The transcript has 8 exons. The coding region runs from base 1 to 1038 and encodes 345 amino acids. Lineage: Eukaryota; Metazoa; Arthropoda; Insecta; Hemiptera; Cicadellidae.